CCGCCUCCCGCGCGCGCCCACCGGCUGCCCGGCUGCGCCGCUGCAUGUAGCCCCGGCUCCCCGGGAGACCGCGGAGGAGGAGGAGGAGGAGGAGAGGAGAGGAGAGGAGGGGGCGACCACAAGAUGGCGGACCUCUCGCUGCUGCAGGAGGACGCGCAGGAGGACGCGGACGGAUUCGGUGUGGAUGACUACAGCUCAGAGUCUGAUGUGAUUAUUAUACCUUCAGCCCUGGACUUUGUCUCACAAGAUGAGAUGUUGACGCCGCUGGGGAGAUUGGACAAGUAUGCUUCAAGUGAGAACAUAUUUAACAGACAAAUGGUGGCCCGAAGUUUAUUGGAUACGUUGAGGGAAGUCUGCGAUGACGAGAGAGACUGCAUUGCUGUUUUGGAAAGGAUUAGCAGAUUAGCGGACGAUUCGGAACCAACUGUGAGAGCAGAGCUGAUGGAACAGGUGCCUCAUAUCGCACUGUUUUGUCAAGAAAACCGACCUUCCAUCCCAUAUGCUUUUUCCAAAUACUUACUACCUAUUGUGGUUAGAUACCUUGCUGAUCAGAAUAACCAGGUAAGAAAAACAAGUCAGGCAGCUUUGCUGGCUCUACUGGAACAAGAGCUAAUCGAGCGAUUUGAUGUGGAGACCAAAGUGUGCCCGGUGCUUAUAGAGCUGACCGCCCCCGAUAGCAACGAUGAUGUAAAAACGGAAGCUGUAGCUAUAAUGUGCAAAAUGGCUCCUAUGGUUGGGAAGGACAUUACAGAACGUCUUAUCCUCCCUAGGUUUUGCGAAAUGUGCUGUGACUGCAGAAUGUUUCAUGUUCGAAAGGUCUGUGCUGCCAAUUUCGGAGACAUCUGCAGUGUAGUCGGCCAGCAAGCUACUGAGGAGAUGUUGCUGUCCAGGUUUUUCCAGCUCUGCUCAGAUAAUGUCUGGGGUGUCCGGAAGGCUUGCGCUGAAUGCUUCAUGGCGGUCUCAUGUGCAACUUGUCAAGAGAUCAGACGGACCAAAUUGUCAGCACUGUUUAUUAACCUGAUCAGCGAUCCUUCACGCUGGGUUCGCCAAGCAGCUUUUCAGUCUCUGGGACCUUUCAUAUCUACGUUUGCUAACCCAUCUAGCUCAGGCCAAUAUUUUAAGGAGGAAAACAAAAGUUCAGAUGAUGCGUCUGUAGAAGAAAAAAAUAGCAUGAGCAAUCACGAAGCCCCAGAGGAUAUUCAGAUCAGCCCCGAGGACAUUCCUCCAGCUCCUGCAGACCCCCCUGUUAGUAAUUCCAGUGUCCCGCUGGGAGACGGGACGGAAGACUGUGCUGAAACAUCUAGGAAAGCUCCGCGUGAAAUGGCUGUUCCGACGGACGGUUCUUUACUUUGUCCUUUGUCCUUAGAGUCUCACCAGGAAGCAGUCCCUAGUGAGACCGGCAAAAAGCCCGUCAACUGCAAACACACGUUGCCGCCAGAGGCUGGCCCAAGCGCACAGGAUUCAGCUGUCUUCGAUCAGGAAUUGUACAAUUCGUUCCAUUUCUGGAGGACUCCUCUUCCGGAAAUAGAUCUAGAUAUAGAGCUCGAGCAGGACUCUGGAAGUCAGUCUAACCAAGAGAAACCAGAAGCAGCAGGCGGACUGGCUUCACUGGGCUCUCCAAAUGUCACUGUGGCCACCCGCAAGGAGCUGGAAGAGAUGAUAGAGAACCUAGAACCCCACAUUGAUGACCCGGAUGUUAAAGCGCAAGUGGACGUGUUGUCAGCCGCACUUCGCGCGUCCAGCAUGGAAGAAGCCGGCGACGCAGCCCCGAGCCGAGCCGUGCAGGACGACGCGGGCACAGAUGAGCCGCCCGAGAGCCGAGCGAACCCAGGCGCCCCGGUGCCUUUCAUCAGCAGUGCCGUGGAGAACACGGACUCCUCUCUCCACUAUAUCCAUAACGAUUCAGACUUGAGCACCAGUGGUAGUUUUAGCCCCGACGAGGAAAGGCGAUCUAAAGUACAAGAUGUCGUACCUCAGGCUCUGUUAGACCAGUAUCUGUCCAUGACCGACCCCUCCCGGGCACAGACCGUUGACACUGAAAUCGCUAAGCAUUGUGCGUACAGCCUUCCUGGUGUGGCCCUGACCCUCGGCCGGCAGAACUGGCAUUGCCUGAGGGAGACCUAUGAGACCCUGGCGUCAGACAUGCAGUGGAAGGUUCGCAGAACGUUGGCCUUCUCCAUCCAUGAACUUGCGAUUAUUCUUGGAGAUCAGUUGACAGCUGCAGAUCUGGUUCCAAUAUUUAAUGGGUUUUUAAAAGAUCUUGAUGAAGUCAGAAUAGGUGUCCUGAAACAUUUGCAUGACUUUCUGAAGCUUCUUCAUAUUGACAAAAGAAGAGAAUAUCUUUAUCAACUCCAGGAGUUUUUGGUGACAGAUAAUAGUAGGAACUGGCGCUUUCGAGCUGAACUGGCAGAGCAACUGAUUCUCCUUCUCGAGCUGUAUGGUCCCAGGGAUGUCUACGAUUACUUACGGCCCAUCGCUCUGAGUCUGUGCGCAGAUAAAGUCUCUUCUGUUCGCUGGGUCUCCUACAAGCUGGUCAGUGAGAUGGUGAAGAAGCUCCACAUGGCAGCCCCACCCACGUUUGGAGUGGACCUCAUCAACGAGCUCGUAGAGAAUUUCGGUAGAUGCCCCAAGUGGUCCGGCCGGCAGGCCUUCGUCUUUGUCUGCCAGACUGUUAUUGAAGAUGACUGCCUUCCCAUGGACCAGUUUGCUAUGCACCUGAUGCCACAUUUGCUAACCUUGGCAAAUGAUAGGGUUCCGAAUGUCAGAGUGCUUCUUGCAAAGACAUUGAGACAAACUCUCCUAGAAAAAGAAUUUUUCCUGACCUCUGCCAGCUGUCACCAGGAAGCUGUGGAACAGGCCAUCAUGGCGCUCCAGAUGGACCGUGACAGUGAUGUCAAAUAUUUUGCGAGCAUCCACCCGACCAGUACCAAGAUCUCCGAAGAUGCCAUGAGCACAGCGUCCUCGACGUACUAGGGAGCUGGGACCUUGGUGUCUUUCCUGCUUCCCAGGGGCGCGAGGUGGGACAGGUGCUCAGCGUGGGUGUGACCUGAGACGCCUCUGGGAGGAAGCGAGACCUUCCUUUGUGGACUUACUGAUUGCAGGUGCAAGUUGCCUACACCAAUACCAGGGAUUUUAAGAGUCAAGAGAAAGUACAGUAAACACUAUUAUCUUAUCUUGACGUAAAGGGAAAAUGAUUUCUCAGAGGAUCAUAAUUGUCACCAAAGCCUUAAAUCCUUCUGUCUUCCUGACUGAGUGAAACUUGAAUUGUGGCAGAGCAUUUUCUUUAUGGAAGGGACGAAAUUCCCAGAGACCUGCACUGCUUCCUCCUGGCUUUCCUUAACAACUGAUAGACGGAAUCCUUCAGGCCAGAAGGUGGCUGUGCGCCUGCAUGUGAAAGAGACUCUCAGUGUGACCCCCUGACUGUCUCCAGGCAAAAGCAAGAACCUGCUGGGCUAGUGUGAAUAGUUUUUGAUGUGUAUAAAUGGGAAAGGAGAGGUUUUUUUUUUUUUUUUUUCUUUUGUUUUCUUUUUUUCCUCCUAAGGGCUUGAUGCUAACACUAAAGUAGAAUUUAACUUUUAAAUGCAGCAUAUUGCUGUACACAUUGAGACAUUGGCUGAGUAUCUAUGUCCCAAUUUUUCCCCCCCAUGCUGGUCAUGACCUGAAGGAAAUCUGUUAGCACGUCUGUAGUCUGUGCCAGGUGUUUUCACUGAUCAUGACGGGCUCUGAGGUGCGACUUUCUCUUCGCUUACUGUGUGUGUCUGUGGCUGCUCGCAGGAGUGGCACAGCCUUCAAUCAUGCUGUUCAAACUCUUCUGGCACAAGUUCUCUUGUCCAAAUAAAAUUUAUUAUUAAUGAUAUCUAUAUAGAAAGAUAUUUAUACUUUUGAUUGUUUUCUAGAUGUCUAUAAAUAAAUGCGCUUUGUGAGCUAUAUUAACAA
Molecule: messenger RNA, 3936 nt
Organism: Erinaceus europaeus (western European hedgehog)
Lineage: Eukaryota; Metazoa; Chordata; Mammalia; Eulipotyphla; Erinaceidae
Gene: PPP4R1
Product: protein phosphatase 4 regulatory subunit 1
Exons: 20
Coding region: 124-2973 (949 amino acids)
Biological process (GO): protein dephosphorylation
Molecular function (GO): protein phosphatase regulator activity
Source: RefSeq, a predicted model, not a curated record